AUGGCGUUUGUGGUCAUCAGCUGCGCCAUGAGCCCAUGGGUGUUCAACACGGGCAUCUUCUGGCUCACCCUGCUGCCGACAUCGAUCCUGCUGGGAGCGUCUGUGCUCACGGAGCUUGUCAUGACGGGUAUCCGGGUGUCGAUUGGGCUGCUAAUGAGCGCGAGGUGCUUGGACCUGGGCACGCUGCUCAGACUGGUCCCCGCCAUCCACGACGUGGUGUCGGUAAUGUACAUGAUCACUCCCUCGGUGUUCGCCCAGGCCGGCGUCAUCUUUACGGUUUUCCACCUGUACUGCUACCUAGGGAUGGCCUUGUACGGCGGGGUGGUCACCCCUGGUGCUGAUUUCGGGGACACGCCGUUCGCCAACUCUCCGUACUACUACGAGAACAACUUCAACUCCUACCCCGAGGGACUGGUGACUCUGUUCGAGCUCUUGGUAGUCAACAACUGGAACAUGAUCAUCACCGGCUACGUGCACGCCUCGCCGCUCGGCUCGUGGACCUACCUCUACUUCCUGAGUUUCAUCACCCUGGCGGUUACCCUGGCCCUCAACGUGCUGACGGCCAUCUUCAUGACCGCCUUUACGACAGCGGCAAAGGCUAACACACCGAGCGUCCGCGGCGGGGGCGCCCUCAGCCAAAGGUCCCGGUCGGAGAACAUCGACGAGAUGGACGAUGACUUGGGAGCGAUAUUGGCUGCCUACGACGUAGGGGGAGGACCAGCCGCCACCGCGGGUGUGGGUAGCAGCAGCGGCAGCGCUGCUGAGGCUGGCGGAGGCGGCGACGGCGGCAGGGACGGCAGUUACGGCCUAUUCAGCCUUAGGUUCAGGUCCGGUCUACUCGGGAGAAGCAACAAGGGCUCCAGCUCUAGCGCCGGAGGGGAUGGGGGUAACGGAGCGUUGUCAGCGAGCGGAGAAAUGCCGCCCCCGCCCACGCGACCCCCAUCCGCGCAAGCAGCCAAGGACGCCGCCCCCGGCUCGGAAGCAUCAAACACGGCCGACAUGGCCGCCGCCACCUCGCCGGCGGUGAGGUUCCCGGACCCCUUCCAGCAACCGCAGCAGCAGUCGGGGAGGCUGUCGGGGUUGCCGGAGAACGAGGAAGUGGUGCCGGAAUCGCCAGGAGCGAGCUUGGAGGGAGCCAGGGACUUGGACCUAGGGUGGGGCAAGGGCGGCGCGGAGCCCCCGGAGCCGCCGCAGGGGGUCGCGGGUCACGGCGGGCGCACGCGAUGGGGCAGCGGGCACUACUACAAGGCAGGCCGGAGAAAUAGCUAUUCGGACCGGGACAUGUUCGAGGGUAGAGAGGAUGAGGAGGACGUGCCCAUGAAGAUCCUCGGCGCUAUCUCCAUCGGCCUGGGCAACACCAUGGGCAUCCGGGCGUGCAUGCUGAGGUACAAGGAGCUUCGCCCUCGGGGGGGCAAGACCGCGGGGGGGAUGGAGUGGCACGGCAACGAGGGGGACUCAAGCGGCGAAGAUGAGGCGAGAGUCGGUCGUCCCCACUCCCUAAGGACACCAGAGAAGUGGUUGUCGUUGGAACACCCCGAGUCGCACCUCAUGUUUGAGAGCAGCGGUUUUCGGAGGAUGGUUGCGCCGCACCUGCCGCUAAAGCCGGGCGCCAAGGCGCUGGGGCUUGCGAAAGACGACGAGGGCUGGGAGGCGAUGGCCAUGAGGGAUGAGCUGACGGACGUGAUGCUCCAUAGCGCCUUCGGAGAAGUGAUCGCCAAAGAGGUGCGUGGAAGAAUUCAGUAG
Ectocarpus sp. CCAP 1310/34 is the source of this 1743-nucleotide messenger RNA. Lineage: Eukaryota; Phaeophyceae; Ectocarpales; Ectocarpaceae. The record is from the annotation of a GenBank genome assembly.